This is a messenger RNA of Coccidioides immitis RS, 999 nucleotides long. RefSeq lists its product as uncharacterized. The transcript is spliced from 3 exons. Bases 1 to 999 code for a protein of 332 amino acids. Lineage: Eukaryota; Fungi; Ascomycota; Eurotiomycetes; Onygenales; Onygenaceae. Gene Ontology annotation, molecular function: hydrolase activity, acting on ester bonds. The record is from RefSeq and is a predicted model, not a curated record.
AUGCGGUUUUCGUCAAGACUUCAUAUCCUCAUCGGCUUAGCCGUAGUGGGAAUUUUAUAUUUCUCAUGGUACCUAGGCGUCUUUUCUGUGGAAACCCUGAGGAACGGUUACUUCGACAGUCCAGUUUCGUAUAGACUGGUAGUCUUUGGGGAUUCAUGGAGCGAUGACGGCACCAUAUACAGGCCACUUCAAACACAGGUGUGGCCGGAAAUGCUCUGCGCCCAGUUCCAAUGUACGCUGGAAGUCACAACGGAUUCUCCCGAUCCUUCAUUCGGUGCGAUCAUCGACAACAGCGAACUCAACAACACGGGAGGGGAAACAGCGGCAGACCUUAAUGAUCAGAUGUCUGGAUGGUUGAAUAAAGAAGAGGACGCCGCUCGCGGUGUCCUAGGAAAAGCAACCUCAAGACUAAAACAAAACACCAUCUUUGUUGUGUCCUUCGGGACUUGGGAUCUCUGGCAACUUGCCGCAGAAGACCUAGACACGGCUAGGGAAUCCGUCCAACGAAUUGUGGAGAAAAUGUUUGCGUAUUUGGAUGAACUCGCAGAGAUCUGGUCGCGCAAACACACUAAGAUAAUACUUUCACUGCCCGUGGAUGUGACAUUCCUACCUGCAUUUAAGACGAGGCAAGGGGUUCUUCAAAAGGAUGCCGUUAACUUGACUGACCACUGGCACAACGAAGUACGAAGCCGGGCUGAACAAUGGAAAACCGGCUCGAUUUUUUUGCUCGACACAAACUCGUUUCUCAUUGACCAAGUUCGAGAAAGACAGCUGUGGGUUGGCGGGUUGAUUGAGGGAGAAGACUUUGGUAAAAAUGGUAUCGCGUGGGAGAAUGUCAACGAGCCUUGCGUCGGCCCAGCGAAGUCUCGGUUGAAACGGAAGACAUGCAGUGACCCGGAAAAGUUUUUGUUCUGGGAUUCACUGCAUCUCGGGCCAGCGGCCCAGCAGUUAUUGGCAGCAGAAGUUUUCAACGCCAUCAAAGAACUGUGGUUGAAGUGA